Plutella xylostella (diamondback moth) is the source of this 1239-nucleotide messenger RNA. The record is from RefSeq and is a predicted model, not a curated record. Lineage: Eukaryota; Metazoa; Arthropoda; Insecta; Lepidoptera; Plutellidae.
AUGGUUUAUUUUGUACUAUUGUUUUUUCAAUAUAUUUUGUAAACAAUAGUAAUUUAUUUUCGUCAUUCCAUAAGAAUGUUGAAUAAAGUAUUGCUGGCUACGGACGUGGCUUUGGUGUGUCUACAGCAUGCACUAUCCACAGAAAAAGAAGAAAUUAUGGGACUUCUUAUAGGCGAGGUCCUUAACGAUGGCUCCAUAGUGUCAGUUGUAUCCUCUGUUAUUUUGCGACGUUUGGACAAAAAGCCUGAUCGAGUUGAAAUAUCCGAGGAACAGCUUGUGCAAGCAACCAUGAAGGCAGAGGAGUUGGCUACAAAAUUCAGACGGCCUCUGCGAGUCGUUGGGUGGUACCACUCCCAUCCACACAUAACUGUGUGGCCUUCCCAUGUUGACUUAGCAACACAAUCAAUGUACCAGAGGAUGGAUGCUAGCUUUGUUGGAGUAAUAUUUGCUGUUUACCUGACUGAGCAGACAACAAAGGCCCCAUCGGCCCAAAUAACAUGUUUUCAAUCAAUUAAUGAGGGUUCCAGCCAAAGCAGACGGGAAAUUGAAAUGGAAAUUGUGAACCAAAAUGAUUCUUUAUCAGCAACCAACUUUAGCAUGCUAACCCAGCUACCAACGAUAUUGAAAGAGGAGGAGGAUGAAGCAUAUAACAAUGAAGCGGGAAGGGGUGUUACAGACGACAUCAUCAUCAAGCAGCACAAUGCAGCGGUCCGCACAAUCGCCAUAGGCCACAUUGUUGAAAAAGUGAGAAUUAACUUUUAUGCUAUGUUAAUAGCACUUAGUUGGAGAAUGAUAAGAUACUAAAGAUUUUUUCAUUAUAAACAUGACAGAUCACAAAGGUAAGAUGAUAUUAAAGGAUAAACUAAAACUUUGUAGGAUAGGGAUCUAUAAAAAGACAAACAACCACUUGAUGGUAAACAGUGCAUUUGUAUGGACUGAUGAUAAUGAUGAUGAAGCAUGUUAAUGUUAACUCUAGCUAAAAACCUUGGGAGAGGUUUUAAUUGAAGAUAUUGUUAUGAUCCUCUAAUUUCAGUGCAGAACAAUAAUUUUACAAUAGCACUUAUAUACAAUUUUGUUUUCAGAUGUCAAGGCCGAUGUUAGAAGCUCUAGUGGCACGCAACGCCAUCCAACAAGUCCGAUUGAAAGCAUUAAAAAAACAACAUCAAUACCUCAUGUCUAAACUGGAGAAUAUGUCUUGUAAUGUGUAAAAUCUACAAGUAAAUUAAAUAAUAAAUUAUA